ACCGCACCACCCCCUGGAGAGCCCUGCGGUUAGAGGGGAAGAUAGCGCGUUAAAGUUGAUCAAUAUAAGCAAACUGGUGUAGUUAUCUAGCUGUUAUUUGACAACUUAGCAGCUCCAACUACUUAUUCAAGUUAGCUCGCCAGCUGUCUUUGAGGGCUUCUCAAGCGCAUGCCAUUUUUAUUAGUUUGUGUCGUCGUCUCUAGUUACCACAGCCACAAAGUAGUAAUUAUGGCUAAACACGUCUAUUUCUACAAUUUAUCUACCUAAAAUCUGCAACUUUAACCACACUGCUAAACUUUUUCCUAACCUUAAAUUCAGACCAAAAAGUACAUUUUAGGUUUCAUAAUUUUUACGAUAAACCCAAUUUUGACUUUAUGGCUUUGGUAACUAGUGACAACUGUUUAUGUACUGCCGCGGCCAUGUUUUUCAACAAUCUUGAAACGCGCAUGCUCAAACGUAAUUUCAUUCGCAGUUGCGCCAACUCGGAGAGGAUAUUGCCACUAGCAACAUUGAUGCAUUUGAUUUUUCAUAACAAAAAUACUAUUCUUGAGGAACCUGCACUCUUGGAAGAAUAACAACAAAAAGCAUUUUGCAACCCUUGGUUGGAAAUAACGCUUAAUUUCCAUUUUACAUAUGUAUUCUGACUGUUGACAAUGCAAAGUGGAAGCGAGCGGGUUUGCAGAAUUUUCAAGCGUCUUUUCUUAGCUAGGAGCAGAAACAAGAACCAUGGCUAGGCCUCACAGAUACAUUGACAGUUGUUCACCAACCUGACAACAAGGCAGUUUAGAAUGGGCUCAAAGUUAAGGUUUGUGAGAAACUCAUAACAUUCGUGAUAUACUUGCCAUUAGUUAGCAAGCGAACAUUGGCUAGCGUGGCAAACUAACGUUAUAGUAGCUAGCUAAGUUACCGAGGGUACAAGACAGUUGUCUAAAUAGGUAUUUUGGCUAUCAGUCUAGUGUGUACCUAUAUCUUAUUCAGAUACAGCAGCUAGCUAACGUAGCAAUUCCUAGCUUGCGUACGAGGUCGCUACGUUCGGCUAGAUUACGACUGGGUCCGUUAUUCCCUCUACAAUAUUCAGUAAUAAACCGAGAAAGACCAUUUGGAGGAAACAAGUGUUGGGGAGGAGGGGGGGCUCGACAGAGCCACACUGGGCGUGGAACGAAACUAGCUAGCUAAGCUGGUUCCAUAGCAUAGGAUUGAUUCUCUGCAAGAAGCCGUCGACUGCUUUGCUGGGUGAAUGUGGGACAAAAUGGAGACGCCAACGAUUGUGUACGACUUGGAUACCUCUGGGGGCUUAAUGGAGCAAAUUCAAACACUGCUCGCACCCCCCAAGUCAGAGGAUGGCGAAAAGAGGAAUCGGAGGAGUGAAAGGGACGUUCGGAGAAAGAGCAGAGCCACCAACCACGACAUCUGUGAUAGUUGUCAUGAGGGAGGGGACCUUCUGUGUUGUGACCAUUGUCCUGCCGCCUUCCAUCUACAAUGUUGUAACCCACCAUUGAGUGAAGAAAUGCUGCCUCCUGGUGACUGGAUGUGUCAUCGCUGCAACGUACGGAGAAAGAAGCGGGAGCAGAAGGCUGGGCCGACAAAUGGCCUGCUGGAGAGGGAGAGAACCCUCUCCAAGCGCUCCUCCCCCCCCGCAGCUGAACUGGAGCGGGGCACCACCACCAUUACUACCACUACGUUGCGCCUGGACAGGAUGCCCCCCGGGGUCGGAGCAGCAGGACCCGGAUUGCGGGUGGCUGCUGUACAUCUGGAGCGUCUGGAGCACCUUGAGCGGCGGGCCAGCAGCCGACCGGGCACGCCAACAUCCAACACCUCCUCCACGGACACGGCCACCCCCUCGGAGGAGCAGAACGAGGCUGACGAGAUGGCCAAGGCAGAGGAGGUGGUGGUGGAGGCCCAGUGCUCGGAACCUGAGCAAGCCACCGCCACCCAUACCCCCACACCACGGCUCCUCAAGAGGCCCUUUCAGCUGCUCAUUGCCGCUGCAAUGGAGAGGAACCCCUCGCAGUUCCAGCUGCCCAAUGAGCUCACUUGCACCACAGCACUGCCAGGCAGCACUAAACGGAGGAGGAAAGAGGAGCUGAUCAUGAAGACUUUCAGGAGGCCACAGCAUGUGAUGGACCCCAAUGGCCUCGUUCCUCUGCCAGUCAGGGUUUGCUUCUCCUGCACCAGGAACUGCAGAAUGGCCCCCUUGGUUCAGUGUGACUAUUGCCCCCUGCUCUUCCACAUGGACUGCCUGGACCCCCCACUCACUGCCAUGCCCACAGGCAGGUGGAUGUGCCCCAACCAUAUGGAGCACUUGGUGCUGAACCGGCGGAGCCUGUCCCUUACCAGCCGUUGCAAGCUCUUAGACCAGUUUCAGGACAGAAUAUCCCAGCAUGCAGUCAAGGUGGACUUCCUGCGAUGGGUCCACCAACAGAACCCGCUUUUCCGCAGCGGUGUCCACCACAAGACGAAGGCGCUCAAGGUACCCGACGCUAUUAAGUCCCAGUACAAGAACCCCCCGGCCAUGUUGGCUCCUGCAGCGGUGCGUAACGGGGAGCUGAUCUGUAAUGGCAUCCCAAACCAGGACUGCUCCCCUCAGCAUUUUACCAGCCAGGCGGAGCAACAGGAGUGGCUUAGAGACGUCAUGGCGCUCCAGUGCAGCAUCAUGCGACAUUUAUCUGGCAAGCAGAAGUCCUCGUCAAACUGGGACUCUGAACAGACAGACAUUAAGCCCUGCGUGGCUUUAGAGAACAGCAGCACUCUGCCCCUUGCAGAAAGGACAGCUUCUGCCCUGCCUGCCCCCUGCUCUAAGCCCUGCAAUACAUCUGAUGGUCCCCAGGGAGCCCCUGUAUUGAAGGAACUCUCGCAGGGCCAGGAGAGCUGCUGCUGCACGGUGAGGCCCUGUCUGAAGUGCAGGAAACACAACGGACCCCUGACGGAACAGCCUGUACAAGCCAACGGGCCGUUAGCGUGUGAUGCUGCCUCAGGUGCCUGCAGACAGACAGAGCUCCAGCUGCACAUACUCAACCCCCUAGCCUCACUCCCAAUCUCUGCUCUGGGGCUGCCCAAUCACCCGAGAAGAGGGGUUGUGGUUAAAACGGAGAGGGGCAGCCCCCUGGAGUCUUGCACCCAGAAAGGUUGUUCCCCUUCGACGUGUGCAGCUCCAGAGCAGGAUGUCAAGUGUCAGGCCUACGGGACUCCUCCAGGCAAGGCAGGGGCUCAGGCCACCCCUCUGAGCUGCUUCAGUGAGCUGAAGCUCGGCCCCAGCCCCAACCUGGGUGUCCAUGUCUUUACCCCAUCCAUAGCCGUUAAAGACUCCAGCACAGCAAGAAAGCCCACCACCACACCUCCCUGUUUCUCCUUAGGGCCAGAUCUAAAGGGCAGCUCCAUGUUCCCCAGCUCCCUCUCCACCUCCAUAGCAGGCCUGUCUGGUGGCAUGAAGGCCAUGACGGAAGGGGAUGGGGAGAUGGAGCUGAGUAACCUGGAUGAGGAGUUGGUCAAACUCCUGGCCUGGCAGAGGAUACAGCAGCUGUUUCCCCCCAAAGCGCCCCCAACCCCCCAAGGCAGCGGCUUAACCGCUCCUCCCACCAUCAGCGUCGCUCUCAAACCUCAGUCUCCCGCACCACGCACAGAGGAAGAACCGAAGGUGCAGGCGAGAGCAACGUUCUAUCCACUCAUGGGGAAGGGAGGAGCCAUCAACAUGUCUUAUAGGACCCUGUACAUAGGAGCUGGUGCUGACAUGGAUGUGUGCCUUACAAACUAUGGUCAUUGUAAUUAUGUAUCUGGAAAACACGCCUGCAUCUUUUACGACGGGAACACCAAGCACUACGAGCUGCUCAACUACAGUGAGCAUGGGACCACGGUGGACAAUGUACUCUACUCCUGUGACUUCUCUGAGAAGGCCUCCCCCAGCCCGGUUAGUGGCCUGGUGUCCAAAGUGCAGGGCAUUGUCCGCCAUUGUAAGAUGAGAGAGCAGGAGGAGGGGGCUGAGGCAGGGCCCGGCCCCAGGACUGGACUGAUGCCAUCAGGAGGAGUGAUGAGUUGCCAGCCCCAGGGAGGACCCAGGCUCUCCUGCAACUGUAAGGCCAGCAGUUCCAGCCUAAUUGGUGGCAGCGGGGCUGGCUGGGAGGGUACAGCGCUGCUCCACCACGGCAGCUACAUCAAACUGGGCUGCAUGCAGUUUGUCUUCAGCAUUGUUGAGUUCACCAGCAAGCAGCCCAAAGAAGAGGGAACCACUGGCACCGCCAAUACCACCCCUGCCAGUACCACCCCCAGCCAAGAGGAGGCAGACAAACAGACUAUCAAGUUCCACCAAGUGCACCUUGGUUCAAUAGCCCAAACUCUCUCUUUUUCACCUCUUUGCAGUCAAACCUAAGGGAACCCUACAGAGCUGGUUGUCACGCAGGGAAAAUAGAUAUUUUGUUUAUACUUUCACAUUAAAUUCAAUCUCAAAUCUGUUAUUUAGAUGUCAAUUCCUCUCGAAGAUCAUUGGACUUCAAAUAUUUCACUCAUUUUUGCCAGUGUAGUUAUAUAACUUUUCCUUAUUUUUCAGCCAGCUCAUGUAGCCCAAACAUUUAAUUUUAUGAUAUUGAAAUUGUAGUACUCACAUUUUUGUUUGUGUGGCUACGUUAGCACCACAGGUAGCUAGUUAUACAUUCAUGCUCCCUAACAUGCUUAUACACACAUUUGUAUGUACAGUGUAUUAAUGUCAAUAUGUUUGGUGCUUUUCAAUUGGAUAUCCUGUACAUAAACCAUUGUGGUUGUUUUUUUUAAGCAUACAGUACCUCCCAUUGACCUGUGCGCUCCAUGCUGAAAUCCAUGGUGUAAAUAGUGUCGAAACGUUUCAGCUCUCGCUUUAACACUCGUUCUUUGUCGGUUUCUGCCUGUCUGGAAAAUAAAAAACAUUUUUCAGAACAAACAUAAAAA
Molecule: messenger RNA, 4914 nt
Organism: Oncorhynchus gorbuscha (pink salmon)
Lineage: Eukaryota; Metazoa; Chordata; Actinopteri; Salmoniformes; Salmonidae
Product: PHD finger protein 12-like
Exons: 13
Coding region: 1238-4363 (1041 amino acids)
Biological process (GO): negative regulation of transcription by RNA polymerase II
Cellular component (GO): nucleus; Sin3-type complex
Molecular function (GO): transcription corepressor activity; protein binding
Source: RefSeq, a predicted model, not a curated record